GGGUGGGGCACGGGCCGAGGGAGUUACUACGCUCGCAGUGCCCGCACCCGUACUCCGCCGCUGGGUACUCAUCUCGCCAUGGUUCUUCUGCCUCUGCGCUGUCUCCUCUGGGGCUGCGUGUUGACCGCCGUCCACCCAGACCCACGCACUACGUGCAGAGAAAACCAGUACCUGAUAAACAGUCAGUGCUGUGAUAAGUGCCAGCCAGGUGAGCGGCUGACCCUCCCCCCACGGCGGGACCCUUCCUGGCUUCCUGGAAACAAACUGGUGAAUGACUGCACAGAGUUCACCUACACGGAAUGCCUUCCUUGCAAAAAAGGCGAAUUCCUAGACACUUGGAACAUAGAGAGACACUGUCACCAGCACAAGUACUGCGACCCCAACCAAGGGCUCCAGGUCCAGAGGGAAGGCACCUCUGAAACGGACACCACUUGCACAUGUGACGAAGGUCUACACUGUACCAGCGACGCCUGUGAAAGCUGCAUCCAGCACACCCUGUGCCCCCCUGGCCUUGGAGUCAAGCAGGUUGCUACAGGGGUUUCUGAUACCAUCUGCCAUCCGUGCCCAGCCGGCUUCUUCUCCAAUGUGUCAUCUGCUUCGGAAAAGUGUCACCCUUGGACGAGGUGUGAGACCAAAGGCCUGGUGGAGCUUCAGGCGGGGACCAACAAGACGGAUGCCGUCUGCGGUUUCCAGGAUCGGAUAAGAGCCCUGGUGGUGAUCCCCAUCACGAUGGUGGUCCUGCUUGCUGUCUUGUUGGUGUCUGUGUAUAUCAGAAAGGUGACCAAGAAGCCAGAGAAUAGGGUUCUCCAGCCUGAGGCUGUGUCGCAGGACCCUGUGGAGGACUUGGAGGUCCUUCCUGUCACCCUCCACCCCAUUGCUCCGGUGCAGGAGACCUUACACGGGUGCCAGCCGGUCACCCAGGAGGACGGCAAAGAGAGUCGCAUCUCGGUGCAGGAGAGAGUAUGAGGCGGUGUGUGCCCAGGAGUGUGGCGGCAUGGGAAACGGGCACGUGGCCGGAGAGCCUGGAGCUGCUGGUGCUACAGAGGGAGGGUGCGGGGCGCCCCCGGCCUGCACCCCUGUGGUGCAGAAACAGAACCUUCCACCCCACCCUGGAGCCCACUGAUCCCCCGACUUGCUUGUAAAGGCGGAGGCAAAACUUUUCGGGGGCCGUGUAGGAAUAUCCACCAAAAUCCUCCCGCCCAGAGUUCAGUGGCCAGAGAUGUAUCAUGGUGGUUUCGACGAGCCCAGGAAGACGUAUACGUGAAUAUCCGUCGCGGUGUUGUUUGUGACAGUGGACAACUGGAAGCCACUUAAUUGUCCAGCAGCAGGGGACUGGCUAAAUAAAAGUGUAAUAUAUUUUAUACAA
Leopardus geoffroyi (Geoffroy's cat) is the source of this 1366-nucleotide messenger RNA. RefSeq names its product CD40 molecule (gene CD40). Gene Ontology annotation, cellular component: external side of plasma membrane; CD40 receptor complex. The record is from RefSeq and is a predicted model, not a curated record. NCBI's taxonomy places the organism in Eukaryota, Metazoa, Chordata, Mammalia, Carnivora, Felidae. The transcript has 9 exons. Bases 79 to 966 code for a protein of 295 amino acids. Gene Ontology annotation, biological process: positive regulation of isotype switching to IgG isotypes; cellular response to tumor necrosis factor; positive regulation of canonical NF-kappaB signal transduction. Gene Ontology annotation, molecular function: protein binding; antigen binding; signaling receptor activity.